UCGUCGUCUACAAUGGUCGAUCCCCCAAUCCCACAGGACGCCGGCCGGAAUCCGCCGCCGCCGCCGCCGCCUGCGACGUGUUUCCUUGCUUCAAAAGAGCACCGCAAAAUACCAUGCUCCUCCUCCUCUUCCUGUACCGUACAUCGCUGAAGCGCUCUCGCGCCGGAUCCCGGCGGCCGUCGGGGUGGGGGAUCGAGGGACCAAGCCGGGACUUUUCGAGGCCGGCGGCGGAGCGCCAAGAGGAGGAGGCCGCGGUGAGUAGAGGGAGGGAGCGAGCAUCCUGGAGACAAAGCGCAUCCAGAUCCACAUGUGCGUGCGUCUCGCCGGAAGUCAAGAACAAUUGGUCCACUCUACUCUCCACCCCACCACUGCAAAGUUCUAAUAAUGGCGGCGACAGUGGUGGUCAGAUUUGGGGAAGAACACUUCGUCCUAUAUUGCGCAUCGGAUCCCUCGAGAAAGAAGCCAUUGAAGAAGCGUCACCAUCUUUCUCAGCUGAGGCCAUCAUUGCUGGUGUCCACCUCUGCAUGCUCUCUGCACUUCGGUACCUCUGCUCACAAGAUGAACAGCGCUGAAGCCACAGGUGAAGUGAAAAAUUGCUUGCUUCCAUUACUUGCCCCCACAUAUACUGGACAUUGUUUCCUUCCAUGCUCCUCACAAGCAAACAAACACAUUUUUGCUCACACCAUUGUUCUCCUCUCCACCCUGCGAGGCGCUCCAAUGGCGGCGACGGUGGUGGUCAACAUCGUGGUCGGGCCGCUGGUCAAGAUCGUGCUGGAGAAGGCGUCCAACUACCUCCUCGACAAGUACAAGGUGAUGAAGGGCAUGGAGGAGCAGCAUGAGAUCCUCAAGCGCAGGCUGCCCGCCAUCCUCGACGUCAUCGCCGACGCCGAGCAGGCGGCAGCCCACAGAGAAGGGGCGGCAGCCUGGCUCCAGGCCAUCAAGAAGGUGACUUACCAGGCGAAUGAGGUCUUCGACGAGUUCAAGUACGAGGCGCUUCGUCGGAAGGCUAAAAAGGAGGGACACUACAAGGAGCUUGGCUUCAGUGUGGUAAAGCUCUUUCCCACCCACAACCGCUUCAUAUUCCGUAACAGGAUGGGAAGAAAGCUCCGCAAAAUUGUGCGGACCAUUGAGGUCCUUGUGGCUGAAAUGAAGGACUUUCGCUUUGAGCAUCAGCAACCACUGCAGGCAUACAGCCAGUGGCGACAGAAGGAUCAUGAUAUCUUUGAUCCGGAGAAAAUCACCAGCAGAUCGAGAGCAAAAGAUAGGAAGAAGCUUGUUGAUAUACUGGUUGGUCAAGCUAACAAUGCAGAUCUCAUAGUUGUUCCCAUCGUUGGAAUGGGUGGUCUGGGAAAGACCACGUUAGCUCAACUUGUCUACAAUGACACUGAAAUUCAGAAGCAUUUCAAUUUGCUGCUAUGGGUGUGUGUCUCUGACAACUUUGAUGUGGAUUCUCUGGCUAAAAGUAUAGUUGAAGCAGCUCUCGAGAAAAAUGGUACAGAAGCAGCUACUUCCAUGAGGACGAAGACACCGCUGGAUGGCCUUCAGAAUGUAUUGAGCGGGCAAAGGUACCUCCUUGUAUUGGAUGAUGUCUGGACACGAGAGGUUCAUAAAUGGGAGCAGCUCAAGGCCUGCCUUGAACGUGGUGGCAUGGGGAGUGUGGUCCUGACAACAACUCGUGAUAAAGGAGUUGCGGAAAUAGUGGGGACUGUUGAAGCUUACAAUCUUGGAGCUUUGGAUGGACAAUACAUAAAGGAAAUUAUCGAGACAAUGUCGUUCAGUUGUUUGAAGAAGGGAGAGGAAAGGCCAGCCAUGUUGAUGAAUAUGGUUGAUGAGAUUGUGGAGCGAUGUGCUGGCUCUCCUUUAGCUGCAAUGGCUCUGGGCUCUGUACUGCGUAACAAGACCAGUGAAGAAGAAUGGAAAGAUGUAUCAAGCAGAAGCAACAUUUGCACCGUGGAGUCUGGAAUCUUACCGAUACUCAAGCUCAGUUACAAUGACUUGCCGCCACAAAUGAAGCAAUGCUUUGCAUUUUGUGCUAUAUUUCCCAAAGAUUACGAGAUUAAUGUGGACAAGCUGAUCCAACUAUGGAUUGCACAUGGCUUUAUUAUCCAAGAAAAGCAAGUUCGUCUUGAAAACAUUGGCAAGCAGAUUUUCAAUGAACUAGUCUCAAGGUCAUUCUUUCAGGAUGUGAAACAAGUCCAGACCACAAUCGGUGAAAUUGAACAGGACGGGGCUUGUUAUGUCAGAACUACAUGUAAAAUCCAUGAUCUUAUGCAUGAUGUUGCACUGUCUGUAAUGGAGAAGGAAUGUGCCUUGGCAACUGAGGACCCAGGCAAGAUUGGAUAUGUUGUCUCAACUGAGGAACCAAGUCAGAGUGAGUGGCUUCCAGACACGGCUCGGCAUUUAUUUUUGUCAUGCAGGGAACCAGGAAGAAAAUUGAAUAGUUCUCUCAAGAACAGUUCUCCAGCCAUCCAAACACUUCUGUGUGAUAGCUUUAUGAGCAGAUCAUUGCAUCAUUUGGCAAAAUACAGCUCCUUGCAAGCAUUACAGCUCCGUUUAUUGGGAUCAUUUCCGCUGAAACCAAAACAUCUGCAUCACCUGAGGUACCUAGAUCUCUCAAGAAGUUUAAUAAAAACACUUCCUGAAGAUAUGAGCAUUCUAUACAACCUGCAAACGUUGAACCUCUCUGGCUGUGUAUCUCUUUGUGAACUUCCAAGGCAAAUGAAGUAUAUGGCUGCCCUCCGCCACCUUUACACUCAUGGUUGUCCAGAGCUGAAAGGCAUGCCUAGAGACCUAGGAAAACUCACAUCCCUACAGACACUUACAUGUUUUGUAGCAGGUAGUGGCUCUAAUUGCAGCAAUGUUGGAGAGCUUGGGAAUUUAAACCUCGGUGGUCAACUAGAGUUGCAUCAUCUAGAGAACGUGACUGAAGAAGCUGCAAAAGCUGCAAACCUCGUGAUGAAGAAGGAAGUAACAGAACUGACAUUAAAAUGGACUGUUGGGUCGGAUGACGUUGUUGAUGAAUCUAGCAGUCGGGAUGAUGCAAAAGUGCUCGAGGAACUUAAACCUCAUGAUGGGCUGCAUGCUAUAAGGAUACACACCUAUGGAGGCACCACCUUUCCAACAUGGACAGCUAUGUUGCAAAACAUUGUUGUGAUCCAUAUUUCUCAUUGUAACAAACUGCAAUGGUUCUUUAGCGGUGACAUUAACACAUCCUUUGCAUUUCCAAAUCUGAAGGAGCUUACAUUGCAGGAGCUUGUCUGCUUUGAGAGAUGGUGGGAAAUAGAUAAUGGAACGCAAGGAGAAGUGGUGAUGUUUCCUCUGCUUGAGAAGUUGUGCAUUAGUCAGUGUGAAAAGUUGACAACAUUGCCAGGGCAACCGACCUUCCCAAAUCUCCAGAUCACUCGUAUUGAGAGAUGUCCAGAGUUGACAACUAGAGUUGAAUCACCAAAGCUCAGUGUAUUAAAGAUGGAAGGACGUGAUGUACAGUUGUUUCAGUGGGUAGCCAGGCAUAUGACUUCAUUGACCAAUGUUGAACUGCAUAGCCUUGUGGACAGUACAGAAACAACCUCGGCGGCGGCUGAGCAUGGUUUGAGGGAAGUUCUGGAUGGCAGGGAAAAAAGGAAUGAUCAUGAUUUUCCUCUGACAGUUUUGGUGGUACAAAACUUUAAGCCAGGUAUAACAGAGCUGUGUUCAUGUUUCGUACACCUGCAAGAUUUGUCAGUUUGGAGGUGCCAUGCGCUCAUCCACUGGCCAGAAAAAGAGUUUGAAGGACUGGUAUCCUUGAGGAAGCUUGUGAUUCAUCAAUGUGAGAAUCUGACUGGAUAUGCACAAGCUUCUACCGAGCCAUCAACAUCAUCAGAAAAGAGUCAGCUCCUUCCACAUCUAGAGUUACUAGUGAUAAGGAAAUGUGAAAGUUUGGUUGAGGUCUUCAAUGUCCCUGCAUCUCUCAGGGUAAUGGAAAUUCUUUAUUGCAAGAAGCUUGAGUCUAUAUCCGGCAGGAGGCUGCUGCAGGGACAGUCAGCAUCGUCGAUUCAUCAAGGGCCAUCUAGUAUAACAGAGGUGUCAUCAUCAUCAUCAUCACCAUCAUCAUCUGGACGUUGGGCAGAGAAUUUGGAAAAAUUGAAAUUAGUCGAGUGUCAUGGCUUAACAGGGGUCCUCCAUCUUCCCUCGUCCCUGAAGGCUCUAGACAUUGAUAGUUGCAGUGGGUUGACAUCUCUUGAAUCUAGCUCAGGAGAGCUUCCAUUAUUGGAGUGCCUCUAUCUUUGGAGUUGCAAUAACCUGUUAUCCCUACCGGAUUGGCCACAAGCAUACUCAUAUCUCCAAUGUCUCUACAUUAUGAACUGCACUGUUAUAAAGACGCUCCCUAGAAGCCUGCAGCAACGGCUGGGCACCAUCCAGGAGGAACAUGUAGAUGCUCAUUAUUAUGGAAAUAAGCCAAGGCCUAUCCCUAUCCUGCUCAAACCAAAGACAUGGAAAUGCGCCAUCCGUAGAGAUUAGAGAGCUAUAAACAGAAUCUCAGGGCGAGAAUACCAAUAUCGAAGUUAUUCCAGAGAAUUCUUCCAGGACACAAAGACCGGAAAGCGAGAUCACUUGGGGUGGAGCUAUUCUCCUGCGAGACGCACACGAGAAGUUGUUGCCAUGCUGAACUGCGAGAUCCGUAAUAAGCGCUUCUAUUGGCUAUCAACAUUCUGCUCCCAGAAAAAGAUCUUGUUUGAAUAAUAAGUACUUGUAGCCACCUCCUUUUACCUAAGGUCAUGUCAUUGUAUUUCUUUUCCAACAAGCAUGGCGGUAUUCUUGCCCUGGGCAGUGUCAGUUUUUUGUCGAAAUUCUGUUGCAGAGUUUCCCAGUUUUAUCUAUGGAGCUGUAUAAACAGAGUACCACUGCCAUUUAGAGUUAGUGUUCUGUCUGCUGCAUAUAUCGGCAAUGUUAUUUAUGAAGGAUUUAUGAAGCUGUUGAUUUCCCCUUAAUACUCUGCAUCAAAUUUUUUAUGAAGGGGGUUAUCCCAGAUUGUGCAAAGGGA
Molecule: messenger RNA, 5020 nt
Organism: Triticum dicoccoides
Lineage: Eukaryota; Viridiplantae; Streptophyta; Magnoliopsida; Poales; Poaceae
Product: putative disease resistance protein RGA4
Exons: 4
Coding region: 385-4497 (1370 amino acids)
Molecular function (GO): ADP binding
Source: RefSeq, a predicted model, not a curated record